Dufourea novaeangliae is the source of this 2022-nucleotide messenger RNA. RefSeq lists its product as uncharacterized. The transcript has 8 exons. The record is from RefSeq and is a predicted model, not a curated record. Bases 1 to 2022 code for a protein of 673 amino acids. Gene Ontology annotation, biological process: muscle tissue development; sarcomere organization. Gene Ontology annotation, cellular component: Z disc; cytoplasm; nucleus. Gene Ontology annotation, molecular function: actinin binding; structural constituent of muscle. Lineage: Eukaryota; Metazoa; Arthropoda; Insecta; Hymenoptera; Halictidae.
AUGCCUGGAGUUUGUCCGCGCUGUAAUCGCGAGGUUUACUUCGCAGAAGAAAAAUUAGCCCUUGAAAAAGUUUGGCAUACUUUUUGUUUUUCUUGCCGUAAUUGUCGGAAACUACUGAAUAGCUGCAACGUGGUGACGUAUCUUGGUGAAUUAUUUUGCAAGAAUUGUUAUAUUCGCCAGUCUUAUUCGACCAAUAACCAUGAAAUUAAAUCGAAAGCUCGUCCCCCUGCAAACCUAGCUCAAAAUUUAUUGAACUGUUAUUCUUGCGGAUUGGAGAGCUCAGUCGGUAAUACAUUGCAAAAUAGAAAACGAUAUUACCAAUCUGACGCGUGCAGACUUCGUGGGGGAGGUAGCGAGAUCGGAGAAACGAAUGUUUAUUUUGACGAAGAGAAAAAGCAUCUUUUAGAAAACGACUGUGUAAAUCUGGGUACUACAAAUUCGAUGUCAACGCUUUGCGAUCCUCCUCCUAGUCCUACUGCAGUAACUACAUGCUCGACUUUUGAGCCGCAGAAGAACAUCGUUAUCGCGAAGGAUUGUCGAUUUGAUGCACAACAAGACACCGAUAUAUCUGACCUAAACUUACCAUACAGUAAUAAUGAUAUCGACAUCACAGAGGCCCAGCUAAGCACAGACAAAACUCGAGUGCCGUUCACCGACUGGAAUAAUAAAAUUAACGAAUCCGACCCCGUACGCGAAUUUAGCGCCGAUAACGACACUAUUCCGUCAAGACGAAAAUUUGCGUAUCCGCCGGUACCACCGCCUCGGAAUCCGCUGCCUUCCCGACGACGAGUCUCGUUCUGCGACGUCGUCAUCGGGGAUACACGCGGAGGGAACAGUCAGAAUCGUAUGACGAAACUGCUGGACGCUCGCCAUAGGCCCUGCUGUGAUAACGAUAGUAACGGCGAACGUCAUUGUAGUUCGUACGACAUCUGGCGAGCGGACGAUUCGGUCGGUAAACAUGACGGCGGAUACGAAAAUCUUAACGUAAGUGAAACCGAGGAGAAUGGACGAAUGCAUUUUGAAAAAAGCGCCUCGGAGUGUUGCAACGACGGGGACGAGACGUUGAACAACAAAUGCAAUGACAUCGAGCAGAAUACGGGACAGAGUCGGACCAUGAACGAAAAGGACGACGAUUCCUCGAGAGAAGACUCGAUCGCGUAUCAAAACGGUCCGGGAUCAUCGAAUGGGCUCGACGAGAAUGAACGUAUGAGAGGCGGUUGCGGUGGACCGUGUACACCGUGCGGUCCUCGGCCCAAAGUUUCCUGCGGAGUGGUCAAAGUGAUAGAACCUAUCUGCUGUUGCGGAAAACAACCAGAACCAUGUCGCGUCGUCCCCUCAUGUUCGAGUUGUCUAUCACCGUGUAACGAUCGACGUGGUUGCUGUCCACCAGCGAACGAACGGCCAAUUUGCAAGAAAACGAUCAUCAGAUGUCGUCCAACGUGCACCGAGUCGCCCGCUUGCGGAGGCGGUGGAUGCUGCGGUGGCGGAUGCCGCGGUGGUUGCGGAAAACCCGGGCAAACGUGUUUACCGGCAAAAUCUUGCUCGAAUCCGUGUCGACCGUGUUCACCGCGUUCACCACCACGAGCUUGCCCCCCGCCGCCAUCUUGCUCUUGCAACAGAAGAUGCACUCCCUGUUGUCCUAGUAGCGGCGGUGGCACGAGCUGCUGUUGUCGAUCGAAAAGCCCAGUAUGCCGAGUGAGUCGAAGGAGAUGCAGUACUGACAGAGCAGACUGUAACGAGGGCGGAUGUUGCCGACCGAAAGUCACCUGCGAGUGUCUGGGAGGUGGACUUGAUUGCCAGCGCUGUGGACGGAAAGUGUACCAGGCCGAAAUGCAGAUGGUGUCUGGCAUACCCUUUCACAAUAUAUGCUUCAGCUGCUAUUGCUGCCGAAAACCCUUGGAACCGUUAACGUAUCAGGAAAAUUGUGGAGAAAUAUACUGUAAACAAUGUUAUGUUCGAAAUUUUGGACCUCAAGGAUACGGGUAUGGCGUAGGACCAGGAGCGUUACAGACUCCGAUGUGA